Molecule: messenger RNA, 1623 nt
Organism: Fusarium venenatum
Lineage: Eukaryota; Fungi; Ascomycota; Sordariomycetes; Hypocreales; Nectriaceae
Product: general substrate transporter
Biological process (GO): carbohydrate transport; transmembrane transport
Cellular component (GO): membrane
Molecular function (GO): carbohydrate:proton symporter activity
Source: RefSeq, a predicted model, not a curated record
AUGUCGGAAAAGAAAGAAGAUGGCGCUCUCGACUACGAGAAGACUGAUGUGCUUCAUGAUGAUUUGCCGGUUGAGUUGGCACCUGCGAUAAUUGCAAACGAAAUCGCCCAUGAAGUUGAGAAUCACAAGUUUUCACCAUGGACAAAGUCGAUGUUUCAACUCUAUGUCGUUCUCUUUGUUGCGUACUGCUGUGGUUGCCUCAACGGAUACGAUGGUAGCUUGAUGGGUGGUCUCAACGGUAUGACUUCUUAUCAGCGAACGUUUAACAUGAAAUCUUCUGGUUCAAAUACCGGUAUCGUUUUCAUGAUCUACAAUGUCGGCAGUGUCGCCGCAGCUCCUACCGCCCCUUUCAUUACGGAUCUUUUUGGCCGUCGAGCAGGCAUGAUCACUGGCGCUAUUAUCAUCAUUAUCGGCACUUGUAUCCAAGCAACGGCAAAGGCAAUGCCUCAGUUCAUGGGUGGUCGCUUCUUACUUGGGUUUGGCGUUUCGUACUGCUGUAUUGCCGCCCCGACCUACGUCAGCGAGCUUGCUCAUCCCAAGUGGAGAGGCACACUCACCGGCUUGUACAAUUGCAUGUGGCCUGUUGGAUCCAUCAUCGCCGGGUGGGUAGUAUACGGUAGCGCUUACAUCGAGGGUGACGACGGUUGGAGAGUUCCAGUUUGGAUUCAAAUCGUCACUUCUGGAAUUGUUGCCAUCUGCGUUUAUUUCAUACCCGAAUCUCCCCGAUGGUUGAUCGCCCACGACAAACAUGACGAAGCUGCUGCCAUUCUUGCCAAGUUCCACGGUGAGGGAUCCGUCGACCACCCCAUUGUUCAACUUCAGAUGAAGGAGAUGAUGGCGCAAAUCACCUCCGAAGCUUCGGAUAAGCGAUGGUGGGAUUAUCGCGAGCUUUGGGGCUCCCGCAAUGACCGUCGACGUCUUAUCUGUGUUGUCGGAAUGGCCAUUAUGGGCCAGGCAUCCGGUAACUCGCUUUCAAGUUACUACCUAGUCGCCAUGAUGAACACUGCUGGAAUCACGGACGAGAAGAAAGUUCUUGCUCUCAAUGCUACCAAUGGCGUUCUGGGUCUGAUUGGCUCUCUCAUCGGUGCUCGUCUGACAGACAAGGCCGGACGUAGACCUCUUCUUCUUUACAGCAUUGUUACAUGUUCCGCCAUUUUUGCAGUCAUCACCGGAACCUCUAAAAUGGCCGUCGAUGACCCUUCCAACACCAACGCAGCCAACACCACUAUUGCCUUUGUCUUCCUUUUCGGUAUUGUGUUUUCCCUUGGAUGGACUGCCCAGCAGAGUAUGUACAUUGCCGAGACCCUGAGAACCUCUACCCGAGCCAAGGGAACAGCUCUUGGAAACUUUGCGUCAAGCUGCAUCUCUCUCGUUUUGGCUUAUUCUUCCGGACCCGCGUUUGAGAAGAUUGGUUACUAUUUCUAUCUUGUCUUUGUGUUUUGGGAUCUGCUGGAGGCUGUUUUCAUCUUUUUCUUCUUCCCUGAAACUAAGGAUCGAACGCUGGAGGAGCUCAGCGAGGUUUUCGAUGCUCCCAACCCUGUUGCGAAAUCUUUGGAACCCAGAAGUGAGGAAACUGUUCGGGCUACGAUGGGACAUACCGAAGAAAAGGUUGUUGAUGUAUAG